Messenger RNA from Penaeus monodon (black tiger shrimp), 836 nucleotides. Its product is annotated as cold and drought-regulated protein CORA-like. Bases 1 to 714 code for a protein of 237 amino acids. The transcript is spliced from 5 exons. Lineage: Eukaryota; Metazoa; Arthropoda; Malacostraca; Decapoda; Penaeidae. The record is from RefSeq and is a predicted model, not a curated record.
AUGAGAGUUUUUGGUCACCACCACGACCAAGGGACGUAUUCCAAAGGCAGCGACGACAGGCAGGCCUACGCUGGCGACGCCCACGGCGGUGUCAAGGGCGGUCAAAAUCACCACAAAGGCUCCAAGGGGCACCACGACAAAGGUCACAAGGAUGAGGGCUUCAAGAACGUCUACCACAAGGAGGAAUACAGCCACAGCCAGGACUUCUACGACGACAACGACGACCAGAAAUACCACGGUAACUUCGACGACUUCGACAGAUACUUCGAUGCUCACAGAGGCAACGACUACGGGGGAGGCCACUUCAAGGGUGGACACAGCCACGAUGCAUAUGGCCACAAGGGACACCAGCAGACGGCCAAACACCGCGACGACCACAAUGGCCAUGAUGGCCACUACGGCGACGAGGCUCUUUCAGGCCAUAAGAGUUUCCAUGGACACUACGGAGGCCAAAAGGCUCAGCAUGGACACGGUGGGCAUGAAGGAGGAUUCGGCCAUAGUGGACACGUAGGCAAAUCCAUCCACGGUGGACACGGCGGUGGAUAUGGCCAUGUAGGACACGGUGGAGGCCACGGCCUCCCCUAUCGCGCCCCGACUGUCCUUCGAAAAGCGCCCAGAAACCUCGGGUCCUUCGGCAGCCUUGGAAGAACCGGUCAUGCAGGUUUUGGCCAUGCAGGCUUCGGCCAUGCAGGCUUUGGCCAUGCAGGAUACUGAGGCCUUCAGUAUCCACGCUCAAACCCGGAUGAAAGCUUGUGCGGGUUGUGUGGAUGUGGAACAAAGGAUUCAUUUCUGCGGAUACUCGACAGAACGCGUUCGAUUGUGUAUGAAAAAUUGAU